Vanderwaltozyma polyspora DSM 70294 is the source of this 1671-nucleotide messenger RNA. RefSeq names its product sugar porter family MFS transporter. The record is from RefSeq and is a predicted model, not a curated record. Gene Ontology annotation, biological process: transmembrane transport; carbohydrate transport. The transcript has a single exon. NCBI's taxonomy places the organism in Eukaryota, Fungi, Ascomycota, Saccharomycetes, Saccharomycetales, Saccharomycetaceae. Gene Ontology annotation, molecular function: carbohydrate:proton symporter activity. The coding region runs from base 1 to 1671 and encodes 556 amino acids. Gene Ontology annotation, cellular component: membrane.
AUGGGUAGUUUCAAGGACACUAUUCUUAUGAAAAAUAUCAAGUAUGAAGGCAAACUAUAUGAAAGAUUCCCCAAAAUUUACAACAUUUAUGUCAUUGGUUUCGUUUCCUGUAUCUCUGGUCUAAUGUUUGGCUUUGAUAUUUCAUCUAUGUCAUCUAUGAUUGGUACUGACGCUUACAAACAAUACUUUGGAUCUCCAGAUGCUACUAAACAAGGUGGUAUCACUUCUUCUAUGGCUGCCGGUUCAUUUGUUGGUUCCUUGCUGUCACCUUUAUUUUCUGACGUUUUUGGUAGAAGAGUGUCACUUCACAUUUGUUCAACUUUCUGGCUUAUCGGUGCCACCUUACAAUGUGCUUCUCAAGAUCUUGCAAUGUUGGUAGUUGGCAGAUUAGUGUCUGGUAUUGGUAUUGGGUUUGGCUCUGCUGUAGCCCCAGUUUACUGUUCUGAAGUCGCACCUCCAAAAAUCAGAGGUGCCAUUGCUGGUCUUUUCCAAUUAUCUGUCACCCUUGGUAUCCUUAUCCUAUACUACGUUGGUUAUGGUGCCCAUUUUAUUACAUCUGCUUCAUCUUUCAGACUAACUUGGGGCAUUCAAUUAGUUCCAGGGUUUGUAUUGUUAGUAGCGACUUUUUUCUUGCCUGAAUCACCAAGAUGGUUGGCUAACAAGGGAUUCUGGGAGAAAGCAACCUACAAUAUCUGUAGAAUUAAUAAUACGGAUCCUGAUAAUAUUUCUGAAGAAGUUGCCAUUCAACUAGAAGAGAUGAACACUCAAGUAAUGGACGAUAAAGAAGCUGAUUCGUUCACUUACGCUAAUCUAUUCAGAAAGAAGACUAUCAAGAAGACUAUAGUUGGUAUGUCUGCUCAAAUGUGGCAACAACUUUCUGGUAUUAAUGUUAUGAUGUAUUAUAUUGUUUAUAUUUUCCAAAUGGCUGGUUAUUCAGGGAAUGCAGUAUUGGUGUCAGGGUCUAUCAACUAUAUUUUAAAUGUCGCUAUGACCAUUCCAGCGUUAUUUGUUAUCGACAAGCUUGGUAGAAGACCUAUUUUAAUAGUUGGUGGUAUCUUGAUGUUUGUUUGGUUAUUUGCUGUCGCAGGUUUAUUGUCUGUUUACUCUGUACCUGUCCCAGGUGGUGUUGGUGGUAAUGAAACAGUUAACAUCAUGAUCCCUGAUAAUCAUAAACAUGCUGCCAAGGGUGUUAUUGCCUGUUGUUACUUAUUCGUUUGUACUUUUGCUCCAACAUGGGGUAUUGGUAUUUGGAUUUACUGUUCUGAAAUUUUCAACAACAGCGAGAGAGCAAAGGGUUCUUCAUUGUCAGCAGCUGUUAACUGGAUCUUUAAUUUUGCCUUGGGUUUAUUUGUUCCAAGUGCAUUCCAAAAUAUUACUUGGAAAACAUAUCUGAUGUUUGGUAUUUUCUCGGUUGCACUAACUAUUCAUACAUUUUUAAUGUUCCCUGAAACCAAGGGUAAGACAUUGGAAGAAAUUGAUCAAAUGUGGGAAGCAAAUAUCCCAGCCUGGAGAUCAGCUUCAUGGAAACCAACAUUGCCAUCCCAUCUUCAUGAUGACUUUAAGAACUUACACACUGGAGAAAGUUCAUCUAAUUUUGUAGAGGAUGAUGGAAAGGCAGAAAUGGAAAAGCCAGUAGUUGACCAUAUCGAAAGCACCGACAAAUCGUUGUAA